GAGUGCAGCAAGGAACAGCAAGGGCCAGUGCCAAGCCAAGUUCAUUGGGCCGUCCAAAGUCUAGAUGCAGAAAGUUCCAGGGAAGAGCAGUGGCAACUCCUUGGCUAGAGUGGGAGACAGGUGAUUGGUGUCACCCCUGUCAUCACGCAUCCUCAUGAGCAUGGACUUUUAGGCAGCUGCACUCUGUGGGGUUCAGUAGGCUCUUGGCAACUGCCUCCAAGUCCAAGAGGAUGGACCCUGUCCAUCUUGAGGGACAGGUCCAAUGGCUCCCUCCCCUGAGACUCCUGCUUUCCCCCGAUCUCCAUCAAGGACCAGGCUCUGAGGAGAAGCCCUCCUGUGAGGCCUUGAAAUGGAUCACGUGGCAGAGGAGAACCCAUUGACCCUUCUGCACACAUCCGUGUGCAUCUCUGCGAAAGAUUUGUGGCUUGAAAGAGAAGGUGACCUUUCUUGUGUGUCAAACGGAGGAAAAUGGCAUGUUUUUGUUGGCAGCGGGCAUGAAGCCAAGUAAACAUUAGUCAAUCCAGGCUAGGUACAAAAUUAAGUUAUACUUUUGUUUGCUGGCCUGUGCCAGAGGCUGGCUUUGAUCUUGGGAGACUUUUCUCCAAAUGGAGUUUGGCAGUUUUUCCAUUUGUUAGCUGCUUCAAAUGGAGAGGGUUAUAAUAACCACCUUGUGUGGUAGUGAUCUCAAACAGAUGACAUUAUUUGGGUAAUAAUAAAUGAGGAAAGGUAAACAUGCCUGAAUCAAAAUAACUCUUUCUGGACUCUGAGCAGUGGUGCUGUUGGAAAUGGCUUGCCUUCCUGGGUUACAGGAAUUCAGCUGCGUUUGCUUUUGCUCUUGCUCUUGCUCUGGAGUUGUUUAACACCACAAAUGUUGGACUGCAACUCAUGAAUUUAUAUUGCUAACAGUGUUUAUUGGGUGGGUAGGUGAAAUGAACUCCUUGACCUGGUCUCUUUUUUCUCCAGCAUAAAAUUGUUAAGAAUAAUUUUUCAUUAGUAUCCCUUGCUAGAAAAAGCAGGUAUUCAGCAUUCCUAUGCCUCCUUUUCCAAGGAUUUCAGGGUACUUUUCUGCAUCUCACCCCAGCUUAUCUUCACAACAGACCUGAGGGGUAGAUGGCUAGGCUAAGAGCAAGUGCCACCCUGAGGUCACCUGGGUGACUGCAUAAUCACCGUAUCGCUUACUGAUGAAGACCAAGUUGGAAGCGAUGACGCUGUUUUUUACCUCGUGUUUACUGGGUCUGCCAUUCAACACUGUGCCAGCACCAGGAAGCUCAGCUCGGGGAUGUUGGAGACCAUUGCUCCAGGACAUUCCUGCUGUGAGACGGUGAAGGUCUCCCUCUGUGCCACGAAGGAAGGCCAGCCCAUUCUGGUGGUGGCUGAGGACCGCUUGCAGUUUGUGCAGGAUGAAGCCCACGACGCAGCGCAGUUCCUGGCCAGCUGUGUUGGCAACCAGCAAGCUCUGAACUUCACACGGUUCCUGGACCGCUCCCGGCCCCCUGCUGGGGACGUGGACUUUCUGGACGAGAAAGUGACUUUGGCGUUUCGGCACCUCAAAUUGCCAGCCGAGUGGAAUGUCUUGGGAGCAGAGCACACCCUGAAUGAGGGCAUUCCCCGGGAGACGUUGAUGCACUUUGCAGCCCGGCUGGGGCUGCUGCGGCUGGCCUGGUUCCUAUUGCAGCAGCCGGGGGGAAGAGGAGCGGUUUGUGUCCCCAACAGCGAGGGAGCUACACCUGUGAGCUUAGCCCUGGAGAGGGGCUAUCAGAAACUGCAUCAACUCCUGACAGAAGAAGGAGCCAGUGAACCAGAUUGCUGGAGCACUGUGUCACACACGGUGCAUUCUGGGGAGUGCUGUGUCACGCACCACCGGGGGCUAGACAUCUACAUUCUGACGACGGAAACGAGAGAGGGAGUGGGACCAAGCAUGGAGAGCGACAUCAUCCUGCUGGAGACACACAUGCAGAACCACCAGCACAUGAAUGCGAGCAAACACCCGCUUCCUGAACAGAACUGCAAAGAGAGCAGUCCGGAUGCUGAAGCUCAGGGCCCUGCAGCUGCUCUGGACUGUGAUCUGGGCAAGGCAAGGACCCAAAGCAGCCAGGGAGAUCUGUCUGUCCUGCCGUGCCUCGACGCAGCGCCCACCCCGGCUCCUGCCCCUGCCUGCCCUGAGGACAGCGACUGCCAGCAACACAAGCAGCUCUCAGACAUGCCACAGGCCUUGCAGGGACUGAGGGAUGCAGAGUGCCCAAAGACUUCCGGUGAGAGUAGAAAUAUAGCUGACAGGUUGCGCAAAGAGGAAAAGGAGGAGCUUCCUCCUGCUGUCGACUCUGGGGCGCUGUUGGUGGAGAAUCGUAGCAGGCUGCACCCGGUCGCCAACCUUUGCCGUGCUGCUGGCCCCCACUCCAGUGGAACUCCAGCUGUGCAAGCUGGAAUGACAUCCUCUGAGGCUGCUUUGGAGCAAGGUGACCCGAAGGACAGCAGGCAUUUCCCCGAGGAGGCGCAGGCUGCUGGAACAAGCACGGGUGAAAGUGCCCCUGAGCCUGUAACUUCCUGUGAACAGGACAGGGAUGUCAUUAUGGGGCAGAGUGAAUGCAGGAGCUGCACAGGAAGUGGCGAAGUGGCUGCCACAGCUCGGCAGAGCCUGGGGAACGGGGAGGGUGAUAACAAGCCCCUGGGAACGGCAGCUGCCCACGCGUUGCCAUCCCUGGCUGCAGCUGGCAAGGAUCCCGAUGUGUCUUUGCUUGGGGAGGCCCCUGAGCAUGCCGUGGAUCUACAAGCUGUCAGACCCAUUGAGGCGAACACAGAUGUUGGUCCCACUGAGAGGGAAGGCAGCCUGCAGAUGUGUUUGGAGACUCCCGACAAUGGUGCAGGGAGUGACUUUGCUCAACGUCCUGAGGAUUGUGUGCUCCCACCCGCAGGGGUCCAAGGCAUGGCUCAGAGGCCAGAACCAGAACUGGUGGUGGUCAAUGAGGAGGGAGGUUUGGAAAUUUUGCCGAAACACGAUACUGCAGCAGAAGUGUGUGAUAACCCAGGGCAGCCACCAGAAGAUGGGAACACGGAUGCUGGGAUAGAUGCUUUGGAUUUGAGCAGCAGAGUGCAGAAUGCUGAUUUUGACGCCAUUGAGAAAGAUGAUAGGCCAAGUCAAUCCUCUCUGGAGGGUGAAGUUUCCUGUGCCAGGGAUGGUCUGCCAAAGGUGGCAGAAGAAGGGCAGGGGGAGCAAAAGCCCUUGGAGUGUCUGCCUUUGGGAACUGAAACCAUCAGCUGUACUUGUAGAGGAAGCACCAGCUUGGGCAGCCUUAACCAAUGGGCCCAUGCUGUGAGCCCUGCUAACAAGGACCCAGCUGGCAAAGGGGAGCAGGGGAGCUGCUCUGAAUUGUGCACAGAUUCUGUGGAUGCCUCCCGGCUGCCCCCAUGCACGGGCAGCCCUGCAGUGUUGUCUCCAGUUGGGUCAGAGCCUCUUUGCAAACACGCUGGGCUAUCAGGAAGCACAGGUGAGCUGGACCGGUUUAGCAAAAGUGCUCAGGAAUUCAUCGCCGUGGCUUCUGCCUUGUUGGUCGAGGAAGCGAUCCAGCAGGCUCGGCAGAUCAUGGCUCACGAGGAUGGUGCCGGAGCGGCCCCUGUUGGCCAGGAGGCAUCUGCGCACCUUGAGGAGCUAGCCCUACCUUUGUGUGGCAAGGGCACCGAGUGUAUUCCAGAUCAUCGUGUAAUGGGCACACCCUCGCCUAUUCAUCAUCAGGAAUCAAAACAAAACCAGGAAGCGGCUUUAGGAGCAGCAACUGGCGAAGUGGCGGCAGCAGAACUGACUGGGCUUGCAAAGGAGGGGAGUCCCGUGUGCCCAGAGCUAAUAGCAGAGGUAUCUCACCGCGACACAGACGAAGAGAAGAGACCUUCCCUGCAGCUGCCUGGCGAGGAGGAGGAGGGCCUGGCCUUGAGAGCUGUUGUGCAAGGUCCUUGUUGUGAUGGUCGAGCGAACGAAAGCAAUGCAGAGGUUGGAUUAAAGGGGAAAGCCUCCAGCCCGGAGGCUGGCGAGAAUGUGAGGGUGGGUACAGAUGGGGAUGUCCUUCAGGGUUCUUCCCGGCUACUGGAGGAUGCCUCUUUUUGCCUUGGUGAGGCCCCUUGUGCUGAUGCCACACUGAAGCUGGCGCCGGAGCUCAGCCUGGCUCUGCAGGAGGUCUCUCACCCUAGCGGAGACUCUGCUUUCAUGGAACCCCCUCUGGUCGCCCACGAGCUACCCCAGGUAGCUGAUCUUCCACAGGAAGUAGAGAAUGUACCUUCCAGGAUCUUGCUUCAGCCAAUUGCUGAAGAGCCUCCGUGUGACGCCGACUCUGGGUCUGAAGUGCUCUCUUUGGCCAGGGAGGGUGAAACCCAGCCUAAAGUUGGAGCGGCCCCGCCAGAUGCCCAGGCUCUGUCCGAUGAGGGCCAAGGGGAGGGAAGCCGAGCGGAGCCAGAAUUGCAGCUGCUGCCACCUUGUCCCACGGUCGAGUGGCUGAGGAAAGUGGAGGUGGAAGGCCCUGCUCACGAAGCUGGCGGCCUUGUAGUGGCGAAUGCUGAAAAUGCAGCAAAAGCCCCUGAGCAAGCUGCAUCAGUGACAGAGGCAUGUCCUCCCGUGGCCCCUCUGGCUGGGAACCCCGGUGGAGGUCCCCCCUUACAGGAAUCGGGAGCUAAGACCCUGCCUGUGCUGGGUGCUGGACCCACCCUCAAUGGAGAAGCAGCUUCAAAUUUGCAGCCUGGCAGACUGGUGAAGCCGACUGCGAAAGUACAAGAGGCGAAUGCUUUACCUGUUGCAGGCAUUCUUGAGAUGAAAACAGAAGAGGAGGUGGGCUUUUUGAUGGACCCUGGUGAGACUGCCACACCUGAAGGAAUGAUUAACCGUGAAAACUGGUGCCCCAUUGAACCGCUUCCAGAUCCCUCCUUGCUGAAGCCAAAGCAUCCUUGCCAUACUGCAGGAACUGAUACUUUUCUUGAAGAUGGAUUAAGUGCUGAUGGCACCUCAUCACGUGGUAUCCUUAAAGGGGGAUCUGGGAGUGAUUGUGACCUCUUUCCUUUGCCAGCUGAUGGGUUAGAUGAAGUGGACUUUGAGAAGCAGCCUGAGGAAGAGCAAUCAGUGGGAGAGAGUACAAGUUCAAGUUCCUCUGCAGAUGAUACUGUCUCCCUGGAAAGGAACUCUUCGCUUGGGAGUGACAUCUCCCUCCCUCGAGUUCUUGGACUCAGCAGGCCCAAGGAUCAGUUCAGUCCAGAUGGCAGCUGCUUCAGUGUGGCAGCAGGCGCAGAAGGCCAGGAUGGCGAGGCUUCCCUCCCCGGAGAGCUGGAUGAGGAGCUUGACAGCAUCACCGAAGUGCCGCCUCCUUCUUCUGCCCUGAGGAGCACCAUCAGGCCACCAUCUCCUUUCCGUCGGCACAGCUGGGGCCCAGGGAAAAACAGCAGCAGCGAGGCCGAGAUCAACCACCGGAGUUCAAUCCGAGUGCUGGGGGAUGCUGUACGAAAGUCUCCCACCCAUAGGAGAAGUCUGAGCUGGUGUCCCUCUGGUGUCCAGUGCACUGCCAUGGGUGCUGACUUUAAUGGUAGAAGUUACAGCUUAGAAGGCCUUGCUGGAGAGCCUGAUGUUACUAAGAAGCCACCGCCAGGUCUCGAGUCGUCAUCCCUGACCACCAAAGAUCUCCGGCAGAGCCCUCCAGCGAGUGAUGACCGGGGCUCCUUGGUCUCGCUCACUGAAGAGGAGCUGGAAUCAGAGCAAGAAGUGCAGGGCUUUGACCGUCAGAUCCGCCAAAGAGCACAGCCACGUUUCACCUACAGCACAAACCCCGUGUCUCCUCCGUUGACCAAAUCCUUGUCACUGAUGACCAUUGCCCAGGCUGGACCAGACACCCAGGGACGAACUCGGCCAUCCAGACGAAUUUCCUUCUCCUUCAGCAUCUCUCCGCUCAUUCCUAAGUCUAAAACUGUCUUUUCUAUUGGCUGUUCUUCCAGUGAUGAGGAGGAGGAGUUGGCUAGUAACAGAUCUUUCAGCAGUACCAGCAGUUCACUGAGUCAAAGCAUCUGCGAGGAAAGUGGCAAUCUCCUGCCUCCCAGCCCUUCCAGGAAAGACUUGGAAGGCAAAAGCGUAACGAAAGUCAGCCGCACGUUCAGCUACCUCAAGAAUAAAAUGUCCAGCAGUAAGAAGAGCAAAGAAAAGGAGAAAGACAAGGAGAAACUGAAAGAAAAGGAAAAAGAUUCCAAAGACAAGGACAAGAAGAUGACAAAUGGGCACCUCUUCAGCGCAACACCAACAGUGGGGCCCUUCAAUUGCCACCACUGCCAGAAGCCUUUCAACAAGGAUUCUUUGGCCUGUACAUAUUGUGGUGUUCUCGUCCAUAAAAGCUGCAAGGAGAACUUGGCUGCUUGUUCCAAGGUCAAAAUGAAGAAAACAGGACUUCAGCCGCAUGAUACUUCCUCAUUGCCCACAGUAGUCAUGAGAAGCAAGACCUCUCAACCAAAGGAAAGACCUCGAUCGGCGAUAUUAGCCCCAGAUGAGAACACUGUCACCUCCCUGUUCAAUAACAGGAGAUCCCAGCAGCUGCCCAACCCAGCCCUUUCGAAAAGUGUCUCAAUCCAGAACAUCGCUGGAGUUGGAAAUGAUGAAAGCAUGCUUCACACGUGGAAGUUCCUCUCUCAUUCGACAGAUUCCUUGAACAAAAUCUGCCGAGUGAAUGAAUCCAUGGAGUCCCUAACAGACGAAGGUGCAGACAUGAAUGAAGGCCAGCUCAUGGGAGAUUUUGAAACGGACUCAAAGCAGUUGGAAGCCCAGUCCUGGAGUCAAGUGGUAGACAGCAAGUUUCUCCGGCAGCAGAAGAAGGAUGUUGUGAAGCGGCAGGAUGUCAUCUACGAACUGAUGCAAACGGAGAUGCACCAUGUCCGCACCUUGAAGAUCAUGAGUGAUGUCUACAGCAGAGGGAUGGUGCAGGAGUUGCAGUAUGAGCAGCAGAUGGUGGAAAAAGUCUUCCCGUGCCUAGAUGACUUGUUAAAUAUCCACAGCCAGUUCUUCCAACGAAUUCUGGAGAGGAAGAAGGAGUCACUGGCAGACAGAAGCGAUAAGAACUUUGUCAUCAAGAGGAUAGGGGACAUCCUAGUGAACCAAUUUUCUUGGGAGAAUGCUGAACGAAUGAAAAAAACGUAUGGCAAGUUUUGUGGACACCAGAACGAGGCGGUAAAUUACUUCAAAGACCUGUACUCUAAGGAGAAACGGUUCCAAGCAUUCAUUAAGAAAAAGAUGAGCAGCUCCGUGGUGAGACGCCUGGGCAUUCCGGAGUGCAUCUUGCUGGUGACGCAGAGGAUCACCAAAUAUCCCGUGUUGUUACAGAGAAUACUGCAGUAUACAAAAGAAAAUGAUAUUGAACAUCAAGACCUGGUACUGUCGCUAAACCUAGUAAAGGAAGUCAUCACUGCCGUGAACAGUAAAGUCAGCAACUAUGAGAAGAAGAUGCGUCUCAAUGAAAUCUACACCCGGUCAGACAGCAAGUCCAUCAUGAGAAUGAAGAGUGGACAGAUGUUUGCCAGGGAGGACCUGCGGCGCAGGAAAUUUGUCCGGGAUGGGCCUGUCUCCCUGAAAAAUGCCGCGGGCAGAUUGAAAGAGGUCCAAGCUGUUCUUCUCUCAGAUGUUCUAAUAUUCCUUCAGGAAAAGGAUCAGAAAUAUGUAUUUGCAUCUCUGGAUCAAAAAUCCACAGUGAUCUCGCUGAAGAAGCUGAUUGUUCGAGAAGUCGCCCAUGAGGAGAAGGGCUUGUUCCUGAUUAGCAUGGGAGGGAAAGACCCGGAGAUGGUGGAGGUUCAUGCCAGCUCUAAGGAGGAACGCAACAGCUGGAUACAAAGCAUUCAGGACACAAUCAACACAAUGGAUAAGGAAGAAGAUGAAGGAGUCCCAAGCGAGCUGGAAGAGGAAAAGCGAGUGCUAGACUCCAAAGCCAGGGAACUGAAAGAGCAGCUCCAGCAGAAAGACCAGCAGAUCAUAACGCUGCUGGAGGAGAAGGAGAAGAUUUUCCGGGACUUGACGGACUGCAGCGGGCACGAAGACAGCCUGGGGGCCAGGGCGCUCUUCCGGGCCAAUACAGAGGAAGCCCCCAAGGGGGAAAGCAUCAUGAAGAGCGUGAUCAAUGAAGUUGAGCUGUUGCAGGGGCUCGUGAGCAGGAGCCUCGGAAGUGCCUUUGGGCAACAGAUGAGCAGCCUUGGCCUGGAGCAGGAGGGCGUGGGGCCCGUCUCCCUCCCCAGGAGGGCAGAGACCUUUGGAGGAUUUGACAGCCACCAGAUGAGCGCCUGCAAGGGAGGGGAGAAGGAUGAAGGAGAUGAAGUGCAGGAUCUUCGAAGAACAGAGUCCGACAGUGUUUUGAAGAAGGGAGGAAUGGCCAAUUUGAUGUUUGUCCUGAAAAGGAACAAUGAGCAAGUUCUUCAGAGCAUCACUCACCUCCAUAGCUUGCUGAGCACGUUGCAGGCGGUCGUCGUGCAGCAGGACACCUUCAUCGAGGACCAGAAACAGCUUCUGAUGGAGCGCGCCCUGAGCCGCAGCUCCUUCCGGCCCAACUCCUUGAUCGAGCAGGAGAAGCAGCGCAGCCUGGAGAAGCAGCGGCAGGAGCUGGCCAACCUGCAGAAGCAGCAGGCCCAGCACCAUGAGGAAAAGCGGCGGCGGGAGAGGGAGUGGGAGGCCCGGGAGGAAGUGCUGGUGGAGCGGGAGGGCCAGCUGGCCCAGCAGGAGGAGCAGGUCCAGAAGGGGCUGCACAGCCUGGAGAAGGAGCGGGAGGAGCUGCAGCAGAAGAAGGCCGCCUACCAGCUCGACCUGGAGCACCUCCGGGCAGCCCAGAAGCAGCUGGAGAAGGAGAAGGAGCAGCUGCGCAGGGACAUGGAGCAGCUUUCCCAGCUGCAGACAGAGCCCCGGCUUGGCCUGCUUUCUAACCAGCAUGCCAAAAUCGCCAGGACCCCCUCCCUUCCCGAGACCAUGGACCCCUCUUUCCGGCACCCGAGCUCCUCCCUGCCAAAGCAGGGCCAGUUGGACGUGGAGCUCCCUGCAUCACCCAAACGGAAUAGCCUCUCAAGGACACACAAGGAGAAGAGCGCCUUCCACUUGAUCGGGACAACGUCGUCGGGCCAGUCCAUCAAGCCAGUGGAGGGCCAUGGCCAGGCCCCCACCCGCCUCUUCGGCUUGGCCAAGCCGAAAGAGAAGAAGGAGAAGAAGAAAAAGGGCAAGGGGCACCGCUCACAGCCGGCUGAUGCUCACUCCCCAGAAGCAGCACCAGAAGGUGAGGAGAUUUUCUGCUGACCUCCCCUCUCUCUUCACCCCGUCAGGGUGAGGCCAUCAUUCUGUUUUCCUGGAUCCACGAUGAUUUAAAGCAGUGUCUGAAUGCACAGAGGAAGGAGAACAAACACUUCUGAAGGAACUCUGGAGGUGCCCAGACCGGGCGGGCUCGGUUUUAGCUGCACCCACUCUGAGAAAGAUUCCACCCCGUGUGCAAUGGUGGCUAGACAGAAGCUCCAUGUUUCUCCUCUGCUGUCCAAAGAUGAGGAAGAUGUGUCUUGAGACAGCCCAGGGGAACACCGCCAAACAUAGAAGCCCUUCAGAGCAAAAGUCAGGGCUCAUCAAGCAGUGUUUGUGCACUGGUAUAUAUAGAUAAAUUGUGUAUAUAAAUACUUAUAUAAAUAUAUACAUAUAUAAAUAAAUGUACCUGUAUAUCCUUUGGGAUAUGCUUUAAUUUUGUACAGAAAAGCUGGGUGAGCUUAGCUCAGCCCUUAAAGGGUUAGAUGAUACCUUACGAAGUGUUCAGGGACUGUAUCAAUAUUAAAUAGUUCUUUCCUUUUUGAUGCUUGGCUCAAAUGCUUUUGCCACUGGCACCUCCUCCAUAUCUGUAUUUUGAGAAUAGACAAAGGCCAGGCAGUGGCAGAGUGACCAACUCCACUUUAUUAGGGGGAGUUUUGACUAAAGAAUCUGAGGACCAAUGUGUACCUGGCAUGGCUUUGGUGGUGGGAUUUUCAGACUAGGUGCAUUGUUCUGGGGAAAUUAUCUGGAAUGUUCUGCUUGACAGAAAACAAUGUAUGCAAAUUGGCCAAGACUCCCAAGCUGAAAUAAAAUACAUGAAAGGGGUCCUCUGAAAAACCCGAUAGGCUGGUUUAGAAGCCACCUCAAAACUGCAGCAGCCCAUCUCAGCAUUAUUUGACUUGAAAACGGGAUGCAGCCCGACUUCUUGGCAUAAGAACUCCUUUCUGCUCUCAGUGUCAAGGAGCUUCCACUGGAAAGCUGCUAAUGUGCUGGAGAGAUCCGCACGAGAGAUAGUUGAGCAAUGUGGUGAUAGAUUUCCAAAAUCAAGCGGAAAAUCCCAAAUUCUUCCCUUGGCUUCUCUGACCAGGUCCAUGUGUACAUCUUCUCUUUCUCCAAAUCAUCUUGCAUCUCCAUGCUAGGAACCAUUUUUAAAGACAUGGGGGUUGUGGGAAGCGAGUGUCUACACAUUGGAUAGGAACUCAGCUGUAUAAGCAGAAGCAUAACAGUGAUGCAGGACUUCUGUCUCUCGUCUGCUUAACUUCCCUGACUUCAUUCAUUUUGUAGGACAGCCUUGUUGACGGAGUCUCAGUUAAGAAUUUCAAAAUUCCCAACUCUGUUCUAUCACUUUGUGUUAGUAUGUCACCGCCAUUUUGAAAUGAAUUUGCUCUCAUAAGGUUUAGAAAAGCCCCUCCUGUGGAAAAAAAAUAUUUUUCAGGAAUUGAUGGGUUUCAUCCUUCCACAUGGAAGUUUUCACACAAUAUCCCUUUCAAAUUUGAAUGAGGAGUAGAAAAAACCAACUUCAUGAUAAAUUUUCCAGCUCAGAAAUGUCUCUAUCCAAGUUUCCAAGGAGUUCAGCAAAAGAUCAUUUUUUCAAGACCAGAUUUUUCCUAGUCAUGCAUAUGAAUGUUUAAGUGGCAGAGCAAAUACCCAAGCAUGACAAGGCAAUGUUCUUCAUGCAGAUCCUCCAAUCCCUUCUUUACCUGUUGGCUGAGUUCAUAGAGGGAGAGCCAGUCUCCUCCUGACACACCACCAGCACCAACAGAUACAUGCUCCAAAUUCACACCUGAUGGUGCCAUUGCUGUUCUCCCCAUGGGUAACAAUAUACCCAGUUUCAGAAUCAACAUGCCUGAACCUCUGGGUGGAAUGCAUGCACACUCUGGGGCCAGUUUCUGCAAACAUGGAGGACUUUGGUUUCUUCAUCCGUUAAAGGUUAAGCUGUGCGCCUCCUUGCCCUGGGAGGAGGAAGUGUGCCAGGGAAGGGCAGGACCCAGUACAAAUGGCUAACUUGGGGUUUGGAUGAAGGAAAGUUCUGCCUUGUAUUUUGUGCCAUGGCAAAUUUAUUGCCUCGCUUAUGAGGACUUCCUAAAGACAGAGAUGCCAAGGGAAGGUAUGUCCCCAGCUAUAGUAUUUUCAACCCCAGAGGUUUCCCCCAGUAGACAGCUUGAGUGAGAUCACACACCCCCAGUCCAUGAAGGAUCUGGAAGGUUUCUUUUCCUACCACCUCUUCAGGUUUAUUUUUCAAAAACAACGGUUUGCACUAUUGUCCCAAUGCCUUCUCCCUUUUGAGCAUCUCGGGAGUUAUUUUCAGAACUUGCAAAACCGGCAUGGAAGGGUUCUGUCACAAGCCCUCAGUGCUGGGACUACAGCAGGGAUGUCAGGUUUUCCUUAACCAGCAAAGGAAUCCUCUAGCAGCUCCGCUGAAUCUGAAGCUCUUUAAAGAAUUUAUGCCCCAAAAGCAAAGUGGGAGGCAGCAAAAACAAAGUUCUACUUUCAUUGUGGUUUUAUUAUUAUUAAUGAUGCUUGUUCUUGAUUGCAAGCUGGGCUUGCAUUAAAAAAAUCUUUCUGUUUGUUUGAAAGAGGUCUGGAUUAAAAAAAAAAGAAAAACAUUUACUUAAGUUUCCUUUUCUUGUUUUGUGUUUGCUUAUUUUUAAGCUGGGCUUGUGAAACCCAAAGUAUGUGUUUUUUAUUUCUUUUGUAAAUAUUGAUUAUUGAUGCACCAUAUUAAUAAUAAUAAAAAAACAGCCUGCAGAGCAUUAAAUGCUAGGGAACAACCACUGCAGGGACCACUGCUAGGGAACAACCUCUAACAUGCAGCAUCUUUUCACCAAAGCAAGCCUAACAGGGGCCGUAGGCUUGGAGACAGACAAUGCUUUUCUCAGAAAACUGAAGGUGAAUGGAAAACUGGGCACAGUUCUCAAGGAGUAUGCUUACCCCACAUUUGCUGGUGCUAAUAGGAUUUAGAAGUUUCAGGCUUUCAAAAAACUUGUUUGGACAUGGUAGUGAAGAAAACAAUGUGUGUAACACAUGAAAAGCAAGGCUUAUCUUGAGUUUCUUUCAAUUCUUUCCAAAACUAUUGCUUGUGUCCAUCUACAUUUAGUAACGGAAGAUCUCCUUUACACAUGCGUGUCCUCACAGGCACAUGCACUGGAAUGCCAUUUUUGUCCAUGCCAAAGGCAACAAUCCACAAUUAGGUGUGUAUGUUUCCCCUCUGGAGUACAAAGUGAAUAGUUCGAUCUUGUGUUAUUUGCAUCCACUGGUCUUUGCAUGGGUGCAAAAUGGUGCAAAAAACAGUGGGAGCAAAACAGAUCUCACUUGAGGUGGGAACUUCUUAGCCAAAAACCUGUUGCUUCGGUUCCUUUUCUUCUCAGAGAAAGGAGAUUGUAUUCCACAUUAUGUUACAUAGAGGUAGGUAGUUUUCUGUAAUAUCUGAACAAACGCUGCAGGCAUUAGGAGUUCUCAUAUGCAAAGUUCUCUUCCUGUUCAGUUUGAUUACGGUUCAAAGUCUGUCAUGAUAAAUUCUUUUGGACAAGGGUGGAAUGCACUAGCAUGUCUGAUAGAAAUGUGUUGACAUGAUCCUCUCACUUGGGUUGCCUAUUUCUGGGGGAAAUCUAUCCUGUCCUGAACAAAACACUUUUAAAAAUUGUACAUCGGAGAGGGAGAGAAAGGAAAACCUAAAUUGCUACAUGUUAAUUUGUAACUAUGUAAAAAGUUAAGUAGAUCACGGACUGUAAAAAAUUCAUUUUUUCCUCUGUAAUUUGCAAAAACAAAGUCAAACAACCCAUUGAAUUUUCAUAAUAGUUUUUAUUUAUCUGUCUUUAUUGUGAGAAACAACCACUUAUAAAUUCAUUUCCCUUCCCUCUAAAUAAAUUUUGAUUUUAAGUCUAAUAA
Molecule: messenger RNA, 13156 nt
Organism: Varanus komodoensis (Komodo dragon)
Lineage: Eukaryota; Metazoa; Chordata; Lepidosauria; Squamata; Varanidae
Gene: AKAP13
Product: A-kinase anchoring protein 13
Exons: 38
Coding region: 1280-9274 (2664 amino acids)
Biological process (GO): regulation of Rho protein signal transduction; positive regulation of canonical NF-kappaB signal transduction; adrenergic receptor signaling pathway
Cellular component (GO): actin cytoskeleton; membrane
Molecular function (GO): MAP kinase scaffold activity; guanyl-nucleotide exchange factor activity
Source: RefSeq, a predicted model, not a curated record